Molecule: messenger RNA, 1689 nt
Organism: Colletotrichum truncatum
Lineage: Eukaryota; Fungi; Ascomycota; Sordariomycetes; Glomerellales; Glomerellaceae
Source: RefSeq, a predicted model, not a curated record
AUGCCAGGAGAGGACGCAUUGAUGGAGUUGCUCAACACAACGCCAUCGGACUCAAAUUCUACUGUGGGGUUGGAUUUCAGCUUCGCCUCUCCAAUGCCUGAUAAUGCACUUCCUGCUUCGCCGGAUGGGCCCGGAACACGCCCAAAGGAUUGUCACAAACACUCCAGAUCCGAGACAACAAGUCCCCCAAAUUACGACACGCUUUUUAGCUUCAACAACGAUGACAACAGUUCAAAGCCUGCCGUUGACGUGACGGAAAAAACAACAAACUCAACAAACGCAAUCGAUGAGAUUAUCCAUGUUGACUUUGCGGCGUCUAACCUUUACGGUCUUCCUAAUUAUAUUGCUCGCGAUAACAAAGAGUCUCGCGGCGCUAAGAUGGUCAAAAUUGUCAACGGUCUUAAGACAGCACUCUGUGGAUAUCGAGCAAUGCCCCCUAGCAAGAAUGCGCUUGACGUAUCAAGGCGGUUCCUUGAAAAUGAUGUCACUGUAUCACUUUACUGCGAUGCUUGCUUCAAAGAUUGCUGCCCCUUCUUGACUAGAGAGGUUGUUGAUCAAACUAUUCAAAAGUCACGCGAGCCUAACCCUGAUCCACUGGCCAUAGCAUUUACUGAAUCUAUCGUGUCAAUUGGGUAUUACGCUAUGUGUCAGCGAAGUCGAGAUGAUCUUACUACCGAGGAAGUCCGUGACGCUCCUAAUCGACUUGCAUCAGCGUUAGUGCUCUAUAAAACUAUUCAAAUCUGCCCAAGCAGUCUCUUGAAACUUCAAGCCGUCAUAUCAUGCAUAUAUGAUGAGUCUCUUGUAUGGGAGAAAAUCACAGGAGCAGUAUGUUGUGCACGAGACCUGCGUCUUGUCCAUGCAGCAAGAGGCCAGCAGUCAAACAUGAGCGAACAAGAACAAGACCUAGCACAGAAGAGCGUUUGGUUCCUAUAUAGCCUUGAAACUGAAUAUGCUAUCCAUCACGGUAUGCUUCCUAUCCUUGAUUUAGGAUGGGGAAGCAGGUUUCCGUCUUUCGACUGCGGAGAUGACAUGAUCGCCGUUUCAUACACUUUUUCAGAACUAUUGCAUUCUAUCCUCAAAUUUCAGUACAGUCCUCGCGCAUUGAACAGAUCUACCUCAGCAUUUGAUCGACGCGAUCGUCUUCAAGCCAGUUGCCACGUACUUAAUGAGUGGGUCAACGGGCUUCCAGCGCCACUGAAUGAAGCGCAUAACGCCAAAACACUCCAAGGAAUCCAAGAUGAUAAACAGCUUAGAAAUGCUCUCAGAGUCUUCUGUAUGUACCAUAAGGCAGUGUUCUUCAUUCAUUGCCCCUGGUUUGCACCAUUUGCGGCGGAUGAUGGGGAUGUAUCAGGUGUUGCUGCUCAGAUGCGAGACCGAUGCAUGGACCGAUCUGCUGAAUCGGCUUUUGCCGUUGUGAAGCUUGCAAAUAGCGGUCUUUUCUGGGAAAAGGGAUUGGAAAGGGACAUUGGGUCAUCGAGCGCACGGUGGGGGGACAUGGGCCAUUUGCUCGUAGUGUCACUUUGCUUUAUUGUCUACUAUCUCGUCAAUGGUGAAAUGAGAAACCUUAAGGCAGCCAUGCCAUAUCUUGCAUUUUGCGGAGGUCUUUUUGGCAGAUUAAGUUUAGAAAACGACGAGGCAUCAUUGUUGGAUCAAUACCUGGAGUUAGUCCAGGUGAUCAGAUCAACAUAG